AUGAGUGCUUCACAACUUCUCCGUGCUCUCACUCUUGUGCUUCUCCUGUUUAAAGGGAGUGGAGCCUGGUCUUACAAUGCCUCCACAGAAGUCAUGACUUUUGACGAAGCUAGUGCUUAUUGCCAGCAACACUACACACAUCUGGUCGCGAUUCAAAACCAGGAAGAGAUUAAAUACCUAAACUCUGUCUUGAGCUAUUCACCAACUUACUACUGGAUUGGAAUCAGAAAGGUCAACAAUACCUGGACCUGGAUAGGGACCCAGAAGCCUCUGACCGAAGAAGCCAAGAACUGGGCUCCUGGCGAACCAAACAAUAAGCAAAACAAUGAGGACUGUGUGGAGAUCUACAUCAAGAGAGACAAGGACACGGGCAAGUGGAAUGAUGAGAGAUGUAGCAAAAAGAAGCUGGCCUUGUGCUACACAGCUGCCUGUACCCCUACAUCCUGCAGUGGCCAUGGUGAGUGUGUAGAGACCGUCAACAACUACACAUGCAAGUGCUACCCUGGCUUUGGGGGACUCAGGUGUGAGCAAGUGGUGACCUGUCAAGCGCUGGAAGCCCCCAAGCAUGGAAGCCUGGGUUGCACGCACCCUCUGGGGGUCUUCAGCUACCAUUCUUUCUGCUCUGUCAACUGUGAAGAGGGCUAUGUCCCAAGCAGCACAGAGGCCAUGCAGUGCACUUCCACGGGAGAAUGGAGUGCCCCUACUCCUGUCUGCAAUGUGGUUGAAUGCGAUGCUCUGACAAAUCCAGCCAAUGGAGUCAUGAACUGUUCCCAAAGCUCUGAAAACUUCCCAUGGAACAAAACUUGUGCCUUUGAGUGUGAAGAAGGAUUUGAACUAAUGGGAUCCCAGCACCUCCAGUGUACCUCAUCCGGGAAAUGGGACAAUGAGAAGCCAACGUGCAAAGCUGUGACAUGUGGGGCCAUCCGCCAUCUUCAGCAUGGAUCUGUGAGCUGUAGCCACGCCCCCACCGGGGAGUUCGCCUUCAGGUCCUCCUGCAAUUUCACCUGUGAGGAAGGUUUCGUGAUGCAGGGGCCAGCCCAGCUUGAAUGUACUGCACAAGGGCAAUGGAGUCAACAAGUCCCAGUUUGUGAAGCUUUUCAGUGCAAAGCCUUGUCCCGCCCAGAUAGAGGCUACAUGAGUUGUCUUCCUAGUGCUUCUGGAAGUUUCCAAAGGGGGUCCAGCUGUGAGUUCUUCUGCGAACAGGGAUUUGUCUUGAAGGGAUCCAAAAAGCUCCAGUGUGGCCCCAAAGGUGAAUGGGACAGUGAGAAGCCCACGUGUGAAGCUGUUAAGUGUAAAGCUGUCCGGCAGCCCCAGCAUGGCUCUGUGAAGUGUACCCAUUCCCCUCCUGGAGAGUUCACCUACAAGUCCUCCUGUGCUUUCAGCUGUGAGGAGGGCUUCGAAUUACAAGGGUCAGCUCAACUCGAGUGCACGUCUCAGGGACAGUGGACACAGGAAGUCCCCUCCUGCCAAGUGGCAAGAUGUUCAAUACUGACAGCGUCAGGAAAAAUGAACGUGAGCUGCAGCGGGGAGCCUGUGUUUGGCACUGUGUGUGCUUUUGCAUGUCCUGAGGGAUGGACCCUCAAUGGCUCUGCAGCCCUGACGUGUGACACCACAGGACACUGGUCUGGGAUGCCGCCCACCUGCGAAGCCGCCCCCGAGGCCCGCGUUCCCGUGGCUGCCGAGCUCGCCGCCGCCGCCGCCGCCGCCGGGGCCUCCCUCGUGACCGUGACGUCGUUAGUCCUCUGGCUUCUGAAACGCCUGCGCAAGAGAGCAAAGAAAUUUGUUCCUGCCAGCAGCUGCCAAAGCCUCCAAUCAGAUGGAUCCUACCAGAUGCCUUCUGAGCUCAUCUAAGUCCAAAGGAAUCAGGAACACAGGUUCCUCCAAGAACUAGAGCAAUGCCCUGAGGAUGGCAGAGACUGAGAGCACUCCUCUGGUCUCUGGCCCUUCUCACCUCCCACACCGGCCGCCUUUAAGCUGGAAGCAAGGUACCUAUGAGGACUUCAACCGUCCAGACUCCAGUGAGCAGAGCCAGCCUGCCACUAGGAAGACAGCUUUCUCUUUCCUGUUCUCAGUGUCUAGAAAGUAGUGGCAGAUGGAGGGAAAGCAUAUUCUCUUUCAAGCACAUGUGAAGAGACCCAGGCUCCACAAUCUCAGAAUUCCUGUUCUAUCUCUCUCCCCUGCUCACUGUGAGAUCUCCAUGGAGAAACACAGUAUUUUGUGGUACCCUUUCUUUCUUUUGCCCCACGUGGUGUCCCUGCUGAUUACAUGUUUGCUGUCAUGGGGAUGAAUAAUUGUCAAGACUUUAGGGGAAACAACUUAGCCAAAGAUAUUCUAUCACCAGCGUGAAAAAAAAAAAGACAAUUUUUUAAUGUCCACGGGCAAGU
Molecule: messenger RNA, 2384 nt
Organism: Hyaena hyaena (striped hyena)
Lineage: Eukaryota; Metazoa; Chordata; Mammalia; Carnivora; Hyaenidae
Gene: SELE
Product: selectin E
Exons: 13
Coding region: 1-1851 (616 amino acids)
Biological process (GO): response to cytokine; leukocyte tethering or rolling; heterophilic cell-cell adhesion
Cellular component (GO): external side of plasma membrane; membrane
Molecular function (GO): sialic acid binding; oligosaccharide binding
Source: RefSeq, a predicted model, not a curated record